CGACAGACACUCGUGGCCCUGUCUGUUAACGAUAAGGGGUUGAUGGGUCACGUCUCUGCUGGUGUGUUGAAGCCCUUCAAGAUGGCUUCGAAAGGAGCAUGGUUAUUCAUAAUACUGUCUACAGUGGCCUGUACAGUUGCUGGAGCAUUCGAUAAAGCAAAAGUCGACAGUUUUAUGAAAAGCUUUCUAGGAUGUCACACGAAUAAGAACCCCGGUCUUGCGGCGUCGGCGGUUAAGGACGGUCAUGUGGUGUUUGCCGACGGCUAUGGGGUGUCGGACACGACGACCAGACGACCGGUGACCAAUCAGACGCUGUUCGGAAUAGCCUCCAUGUCCAAGGCGUUCGCAGCCGCGCUCAUGGUCAAGCAGCUGCAUGAGCGAAACAUGUCCAUAUACACCAAGCCAGGUGACAUUAUAAAAAAAGGUUUUGCGUACAACACGAGUGAAUUCACGCAAUACGCAACUGUCCGUGACCUCAUGACCCACUGUCUCGGCGUGCCGUCCAAUCAGAUGAUGCGCCUGGAUAAGAACAUAACGCGAAAAGAGGCGGCGAGACGCAUCCGGUACUUUAAGCCGAUCUACAAGUUCCGGACGCACUUCCUUUACAGCAACUUGCAUUAUGGGAUUUUGUCUUACUUAAGCGAGAUACUCGGCGGGAAACCCUGGGAGGAUCUCAUCCAAGAGAACUUCUACGACCCUCUUGGUAUGAGCCAUUCGGACUUCCUGGCGCGCGCCGACAGAAAGGCCAAGGACGUUGCCCAGGGUUACGCCGAUGACGAAAUUCACGGUGGACUGGUUCCUGUACCGGAAGAGGUUAACAAACAAUUUGCCAUCUAUGCCGGCUCUACCGGAGUAAUGAGCUGUUCGGAAGACCUCACCAAGUGGAUGCUCAUGCAGCUAGGGGACGGGCGCAGUCAGAGCGGGGCGGAAGUGCUGCGCGCCAGCGACCUCCAUCAGACGCACACCCCGCAGACGGUCAUCGCGAGUUCCACUGUAGAAAAGAAUUUCCACCAGCCGCUGGCUCCAUUCACUGUCACAGAGACGGGAUACGCGUUUGGGUGGAAAACUGGACAUUACAAAGGAUAUAGCAUGCUACGUCACACCGGGACAACGUUCGGUUAUUCAUCGCUUGUAACGUUGCUGCCUGACGUCAAUAUCGGCGUGUUCACCACCAUGACGGGAGAGGACGAGAGCUACGUCGCGAGAACCUUGCUGCACAGUUAUCUCCUGGACACUCUGCUGGGUGAGGAGCCAUCCAUCAACGAGACGACCGUGUGCACGUAUCCGGAGCCCUGGUACCCAGCCAAGAACUCAACGACCAGACCGAUCGAUAAGACGAUAGCGCCGGGUCGGGCACUGUCCCAGUACACGGGCGUGUACCAUCACGUGGCGUACGGAGAUCUGGUGGUGUCUAUUAAUCAGACAGUCAACCAGCUGCAGCUGGAUUACGGUAUAGGCCAGUGGAUUCUCUACCCGACCCACGGACACGACACGUUCGUUGGAGAGGCAUUCGGGCUCAUGUACCGUCUCACCGAUCUGCGGACGGAACUGCGCUUCCACAUGCACACCCAGUCCCCGGUCACUCUUGUGAUACCGGGCUUCGAGUCUGAUGACCCGCCGGUUUUUGUGAAGACGUCUAGCCAUGUGCCCGCCAACCCGGGCAUCGUAGGAUAGCCGACCCACCGCAUUAUCGGAACCUUUGUGUCAUCGAAUAUAUGAUUCGUUUUACAAAAAAUGUUGUUGUUUUUUACAAUCAUGUAUUUGGUUCCGUAUAAUGAAUUCAUUAUGCUUGCAAGACUUA
Messenger RNA from Dreissena polymorpha, 1801 nucleotides. RefSeq names its product beta-lactamase-like. The record is from RefSeq and is a predicted model, not a curated record. Lineage: Eukaryota; Metazoa; Mollusca; Bivalvia; Myida; Dreissenidae. The transcript has 9 exons. Bases 43 to 1674 code for a protein of 543 amino acids.